This is a messenger RNA of Ziziphus jujuba (common jujube), 3051 nucleotides long. Its product is annotated as protein RECOGNITION OF PERONOSPORA PARASITICA 7-like. Gene Ontology annotation, molecular function: ADP binding. NCBI's taxonomy places the organism in Eukaryota, Viridiplantae, Streptophyta, Magnoliopsida, Rosales, Rhamnaceae. Bases 1 to 3051 code for a protein of 1016 amino acids. The transcript has 2 exons. Gene Ontology annotation, biological process: defense response to other organism. The record is from RefSeq and is a predicted model, not a curated record.
AUGAAGCAGGACCCAAUGCCAGUUUUGGAGAAGCCACCAAAUUUAAGGUUUCUCAAGCUUGGUUACAAUGUGUAUGGUGGUUCUACAAUGGUUUUCUCUGCCAAUGGAUUUUCAAAGCCAGAGACUCUUCAACUCUAUGAGUUAAAGUUUUUAAAAGCCUGGAUGGUAGAGAAAGAUGCAAUGCCAAUCCAAAGAAUCACUGAACUUCUCAUCCACGAAGCCGCUUCGUUGAAAAGUGUGAAAGAGGAUGUGAUCCUCUUGCAAAGUGAAUUGAGAUCCCUUCAGGGCUUCUUAAAAGAUGCAGACUCCAAGCAAGAACAUGACCAACGUCUCCGAGAGUUGGUACACCAAGUCCAUGAUGUAGCUUCUGAUGCUGAGGAUGUUAUUGACACCUACAUCCUCAAAGUUACCUCCUCGCGCAUCAAAAAGUUUCAUGCUAAAAGAAUUCGACCACAAAUCAACUCCGUUCGGGCUAGAAUACAAAGCAUAAUUAAUACAAGCAUGCAAAUUUAUGGAUUCAAAUUUGUUGUUGGAGAGGGGACGAGUUCCAUGGUGGAGCUGCAGAGGCAUUUGAGGAGAUCAUCUCCAAAUGAUGAUGGGGAUAAUGAUGUUGUGAGCUUGGAGAGUAGCACCAAGGCAUUAACUGCAGAGUUGACUAAGAAGGAAGGCCGGCUCUGCAUUGUCUCUGUAGUGGGCAUGGGCGGUUUAGGUAAGACCACUCUGGCCAAGAAAGUAUUUAGUAGUCUUAAACAAAAGUUUGAUUGCUCUGCUUGGGUUUUUAUUUCUCAACAGUAUGUAUCAAAGGAUGUUUUGAUUGACAUCUUCACCCAAGUUCAUUCUCCAAAUGAAAACAUGAAAUUCAAAACAACUAAAUCUGGAAUAGAUAUUUUAGAACAAAAGAAAAAUGAAAGGGAGAUGUUGAAUAGUUUCAAAGAGCACGAGCUUGUUCAUUUGCUUAAAGAUAAGCUGAAAGAGAAGCGAUUUCUUGUGGUUCUUGAUGAUAUUUGGACGAUUGUUGCUUGGAAUUUUUUAAAGCGGGCUUUUCCGAAAGGGAAGAAUGGGAGCAAGGUUCUGUUCACCACACGCAACAAGGAAGUAGCAACAUUCGCUGAUCCAUGGAGCACCCCAAUUGAACCACCUUUAUUGACAUUGGAAGAGAGUUGGGAGCUUCUACAGCGAAAAGCAUUUCCAAGAAAUAUUGUUGGUGACCGUUGUUAUCCACCAGAGUAUGAGAAGUUAGGAAAGAAGAUGGUUAAAAAAUGUGGGGGGCUGCCUCUUGCUGUUGUUGUACUUGGAGGCUUGUUGAGUACGAAAAGUUCAUUGGAUGAAUGGAAAAAAGUGCUGAGAGAUGUGAAUUCACACCUCAACAAAGUAGAAUCACGACAAGAAUACGAAGGAGUCAAUGAGAUACUGGCCUUGAGCUACCAUGAACUGCCUUACAACUUGAAGCCCUGUUUUCUAUAUUUGGGCAACUUCCCAGAGGAUUUUGAAAUGUCCAAAAGUAAAUUGGUCCGUCUAUGGAUUGGAGAAGGUUUUAUACCAACGACACCACCGACAAGAUCAAGAGAUACAGAACAGAGAUUAAUUGAAGAGAUAGCUGAAGGAUUCUUCAAAGAGCUAAUUGAUAGGUGCAUGGUUCAAGUUGACAAAAGGGACCAUACGGGAAUAGGUGUCAAAACAUGUCGCAUGCAUGAUCUUAUGCGAGACCUCUGUAAAUCCAAGGCCAGAGAGGAAAACUUUGCUCAGAUUAUCGAUGAGAGCAACAUGUCAAUUGAUGGUUCUGCUACUUCAUUUGAGACCAUUGGUAGUAGUCAUUCUCGAAGACUUGUUAUCCAUUCUGGUGUUGAUCUUGAUUGCAGUACACACUGGGCAUCCAGCAGCUUUUUUAGAAAGCUUCUUUCCAAUAAUAAUCCAUCUUCUUCGAUUUCUAAUUGGGUGGAACAGGUACAUCCCAACCUUCGUUCUCUUUUGUGUUUUGUUGGAGUUGUUCCUUUAUCAGUUUUAAAAUUAAGCAAUUUCAGAAUGUUGAGAGUGUUGGAACUUCAUCUUGCUGGUUAUGGAACUGUAGCUCUUGGAGGUAUGGGUAAUUUAAUUCACUUGAGAUAUUUGUGUCUCAAGAUUAAUAGAAACAUCAGUCUGUCAUCCUCCAUAGGUAAUCUCCGCAAUUUGCACACUCUACAUAUUAAGAGUUCCGAGAGUGUCAGAGGAUCAAUAGGCAUGAUAUCAAGCUUAAUACGUUUGAGGCAUCUGUUACUACCAUAUUAUUUGCAAAAGAAAAAUCAGAAUCAUUGUCGAAUAGAUAAAUUAAAAGACAUUGAGACUCUAAAGAAUAUACCAGGUUCUGUGUUGAUUAGAUAUGAUGCACUAAACAAAUUAACUAAUCUUCGAAAGAUAUCGAUAAAGUUUCAUGGUAAUCAUGUUCAAGAUGAAGUGAGAAGGGUGUUGGGGUCCCAAAUCGUUAAAUCAGGCCGCCUAAGAUCCUUGCAAAUGUUAAUGUUCGGGAAAGAAGAUGAAUUUCCAAGUUUGGAAUCACUUUCCUCAUGUCUUAGCCUCUCUAAAUUAGGUUUGGGUGGGAAGAUCAUAUUACAACGAGGAUUAAUACAUCUUCCAGCUAGCCUUACCAAACUGAACCUAUGGAAUUCUCACAUGGAGAGGGAUUCAAUGCCAGAGUUGGAGAAGCUACCAAAUUUAAGAUUUCUCUUGCUUUCUCAUGAUGCUUAUUCUGGUUCUAAAAUGGUUUGCUCUGCCCAUGGAUUUCCAAAGUUAGACACUCUUCAACUCUCUGAAUUAAAGAUUUUAAGAAAGUGGAUAGUAGAGAAGGGAGCGAUGCCAAGUCUCAAGAAACUAACCAUUUAUUAUAUACCCAAAUUAAAGAUGAUUCCGGAAGGAAUUGAAUUUUUGACUUCCCUCAAAGAAUUGAAUGUUCAAUUGAUGGGAAAGUCAUUCUGCGAUAAGCUUCAAGUGAAAAAUGGAAUUGAAGGGGAGGAUUACCACAAAAUCCGACACAUACCCUCUGUCUCUGUAAAAGAUAUAAUGGGUGGAGAGGAUUAA